This is a messenger RNA of Dermochelys coriacea (leatherback sea turtle), 3991 nucleotides long. RefSeq names its product purinergic receptor P2X 2 (gene P2RX2). NCBI's taxonomy places the organism in Eukaryota, Metazoa, Chordata, Testudines, Dermochelyidae. The transcript has 12 exons. Gene Ontology annotation, cellular component: plasma membrane; nuclear inner membrane. The record is from RefSeq and is a predicted model, not a curated record. Gene Ontology annotation, molecular function: extracellularly ATP-gated monoatomic cation channel activity; purinergic nucleotide receptor activity; ATP binding. Bases 131 to 1354 code for a protein of 407 amino acids. Gene Ontology annotation, biological process: monoatomic cation transmembrane transport; response to ATP.
UCCAGAAUAAACCAAUACAGAGAGGCUGUUGCUGCUGUAGGACUGGGACCGUCCCAGUUCUCCCAGUAUAAGGAAAGGGAGUGGAGAUCCCAUCUCAGCCCAGAGGCUUCCCUAGAUCCUCCCCCUGCGGAUGGAGGCGCCCCCGGCGAGGCGGCUGCCGUGGGCUGUCGUGGGCUGCCGGCGAUGUGUCCGGGAGUUCUGGAACUACGAGACCCCCAAAGUGAUCGUGGUGAAGAACCGCAACCUCGGCAUCAUGUACAGGGGGGUGCAGCUGCUGAUCCUGCUCUACUUCAUCUGGUACGUGUUCAUCAUCCAGAAGGGUUACCAGGAGAGCGAGACGGGCCCUGAGAGCUCCGUGGUCACCAAGGUCAAGGGCGUCACCCGCUCGCACAACAAGGUCUGGGACGUGGAGGAGUACGUCAAACCUGCCGAGGGCGGCAGCGUGUUCAGCAUCAUCACCCGGGUGGAAGUCACCCACUCCCAGACUCUGGAGACCUGCCCGGAGAGCCUGGAGGUCCCUGACGCUGCCUGCAGCUCUGACAGCGACUGUGUGGCUGGGGAGAUGGACAUGCUGGGGAACGGAGAGAGGACGGGGCGCUGCGUCCCCUAUUACAAUGGGCCGGGGAAGACCUGUGAGGUCUCCGCCUGGUGUCCAGUGGAAGACGGACACACGGUCAGUGAGUCCCUGGGGAAGAUGGCUGCGCAGUUCACCGUCCUGAUCAAGAACAACAUCCACUUCCCCCGCUUCAGAUUCUCCAAAGGGAACGUGAAGGACGCUAAGAACGGCUACCUCAAAGACUGCACCUUCAACGAGACCACUGACCUGUACUGCCCCAUCUUCCGCCUGGGCUCCAUUGUGGAGCAGGCAGGAGAGAACUUCACCGCGCUGGCCGAACAGGGUGGCGUUAUCGGGGUGAUCAUAAACUGGAACUGUAACCUGGACCUGCCCGACUCCGCGUGCAACCCCAGCUAUUCCUUCCACAGGCUGGACCCCAAGAGGAUUCCGGUGUCUUCUGGCUACAAUUACAGGUUUGCCAAAUAUUACAACUGCAAUGGGACGAACAUGCGGAGCCUGAUCAAGGCCUAUGGGAUCCGCAUUGACGUUAUUGUGCAUGGCCAGGCAGGGAAGUUCAGCCUGAUCCCCACCAUCAUUAACCUGGCCACGGCACUGACCUCAGUGGGAGUGGGCUCAUUCCUCUGCGACUGGAUCUUACUGACCUUCCUGAACAAGAAUGAGAUGUACAGUGCCCGGAAAUUCGAUCAGGACAUGACCCCGGCGCCAGGCUGCAGUGGUAACGCCUGCACCACCCAGGCCUCCUCGCCAGCCAACCCCAAGGGCCCUGGCCAGCUCUGAGCUGCCACUGCCCCCCACCUGCUGCUGCAGCUGGACUGGAGAGCGGGGAGCCCCUGGCGGGGACACGCAGGGCCAAUGGGCAGACUGAGUUGGGCUGCCCCCAAGUACUGACUGGAGGGGUGAGGACCAGGAGACUCCCCAGCCCAGUCCGAAUUUCACCCCACGGGCAGCAGAGUUCCUGGAGAGCCUGACCUUCCCUGCAACUCUCUGCAGGGCUGGGGGUGAGUGAGCCCUGGCCCAGAGAGGAACCCAGCGCUAGGCUGAAAUCCCCUGGAGGCUGGAGUGCCAGGUGACCCACCAUGGGGGCAGCGUGGGACAGGUACCAGCCCCGUUCUACGCCCCCUGCUCUGCCAGCACCAGCCCCUCCUGCAGUGAAUGUGCCCAGUGGGCUGUGAUGGGGCGACAGGUUGGCCCCAGGAGCCCAGCCGCAGAGAGCCUGGUCCGCAGGCCACAGCCGCCUCCCCUGGCCCAGCUGGCUCUUUAACUCGCACUGACCCGGGAGUCACUGGGGUCGCUGGGUGCCACGUGCUGAGGGGGAACAGAACCAGCAGGAAGCACAUGGGCACUGUCCUUUCCCGGGACAUCACCUCUUCCCUGCUACUCUCCCCCUAAGGGAGCCCCCUGCCCCACCCCAGGCUCCCCUUCCUCCGCAGCUGCUGGAGUCUGCUCACCCCAUAGAAUUGAGGCUGUAAAACCUGGUAGCACUCUCCUAUGGGCCACCCACAAACCCAGCCAUGCCCACUCAUGACGUCAGACAAGCCACCACUCACAGGGCAGUGCCUCAUAGGGUGAUCACCAUUCAUCCUUCUGGCUGGCUUUGAGCAACAGCAACUUAGUGAACGGUACUGACAUUUGACUAGUCUUCAUUAGGUUUCAGAGGUAAAACGCUAUUGAGAUGACCAGAGCAAUUCACCCCUCUCAGAGCUGCUGUUUCAGGCUCUCUGCAGACUCCGGCAGAGCUCACAGCAUCAGUGACACUUGGGUCAUAUUUUGAAGGGUUUUGUCACAAUCAUAAGGGCUAGAGAUUUAAUUUUAGUGCUCAGGAAUGCUGGGGGGGCCCUCAGGUUUUGGGGAGCCCAGCUUGAGACACCUCAUUUUCCAGGAAGUGCUGGGCCCCCAUCCUGUGAAAAACGGCUCAGGCUGAGCCCCUGAAAACGGAGAUGCCCCCAAAUCACUAGUCACUGCUGAAAAGCUGGGCUUGAGAGCAUAGCCUGGGUCACACAAACACAGGAACCAGCCCAGCCCCCUCCCCGACACACUCAGAGCUCACCUUAGGCCCUGAGAUGUCCCAUGGGCCCUGCGUGGCUGGGGGCAGGGGCCCAUGUGGUAAUCAGGAGGGCUGUGAGGUGAGAGCCCGUCCCCUUUGUACAUCCUGACUGUGCAGCACGGCUAUGCCAUAGGGUGGGCUGGCGCCUUGGCAUGGCUGGAGAAGUGAGACCUGCCCAGGCAGGGCAGAAUGGCUGGCUCGGCCCCCAGGGAAGCACUGCACCGAUGCGUUGAGUUCACAGCCAGGCAAGGGCUGGUGGCACCAAGGCCUUGCUGGCCAAGCCGGUGGUGUCUGGUAACGCUGGCACAAGGGGCUGUCCCACCAUGCCUGCUUGCCCUCUCCCCCAUCGCCCUGUCACUUUACCAAACAGCUAGGAAAUGAACUCGGGCACACGGUGUUACUGGUCCAGCCAGGCGAACCAGGGCCAUCGCCAGCGGGCCCUGAAGGCGCAGAGGCUCCCAGGAGGCUGAUGGGCACAAUGCCUCGAGGUACAGAUGGGCUAACUCCGAAGCUGCUUGGCAUGCUGUGAGCUGGGUGACGAGCUGCCCACACGAGGCAGGCUGCACGGCUUGCUGGGUUCCCGGCGCUGUGGGCCUCUGGCUGGCUGCUUUCCUGGGGACAGCUGUGUUGUCACGUUACCCUGCCACUGGCCCUCUUGUGUCAUUGUAACUGGGAAAAAGGACUGCCCUCUCCCCGCUCCAGACCUACCUCCGGCCCCCCAUGGUCCUGCACGCAGGUGCCUACUGUUGAUUCAAGCGGCCUUUGCUGGCUGUUCACCUCCUGGCCAUCCAUGUAGGGGAAACCCUCUGAACCAUGUGCCGAUGAAAUGCCCAAUGCAGUGGGAGUGACUUGGAGCCAUGAGCCUGGCAUCUCCUGGCGUUUGCACUGGCUGGAAUGGUGCCCAGCUGCCGCGAGAAGGGUCCAGCCGCGUGGCUCAGGAAACGGCACUAGGCUGCAGUGGGGUGGGAACGCUGGCUGUGGGGCGUGCCUAGUGACUCCUACUCCAGGUCCUGCCGGUCUCUGCAUGGGGGCUGGAUGGCUGGGGCAGGAGAAGGGGCUGGGGAGUGUUCACAGCUCCCUUGCCUGGCCACCCCUCUCCCAGCAGGGGGCUGUAAGGAGCAGGGCAGGAGGGCUGACAGAGCAGGGGGCAGUCCCGGCUCUCCAACCUCUCCCAGCAGGGGGCACUGUGGGGAAGGCUGCGAUAGCUGCGUCUAUUAGCAACGCUGCCGCAUGCCAUGACAGGCUCAUGGGCGAGCACGUAGCUGCCAGAAUCCGGAGGUCCUCCAGAGAGAGGUGCUAGGCAUGACAGUGCAGGCCCCACAUGGUCCGUACCCCGAGAGAGGGGGGAGGGCAUAGGCCACAUGACCAGA